AUGGACCCAGUCAGCUCUGCAGCGAGCAUUAUUGCAGUUGUGCAGCUUUCUGGAUCCGUCAUUAACCUAUGCUACAAUUAUGUGAAAAGUGUCCGAGACGGUCGCAAGGAAGUCAUGCAAUUUGUCGAAGAACUCAACGACCUGAAACGCAUCCUUGAAAGGCUGCUGGAGAUCGCUCUAAAACAUGAGACUUCACAGUCGCCUUUCCCAAUGCCAAUGUUGGAAAUAUUUGGCAACGAUGACAGUAUUUUGACAGAGUGUGAAAACUUUCUGAAACAACUCGAGCCGCGACUUAAACCGAAUGGAUUAAAGGGGGCUGUACAGGCUCUUAAAUGGCCCUUGAAAGAGAAGGAGACAAAGGCGGAGCUUGAGAGGAUUGAGCGGCUGAAAAAAAGCUUGACUCUCGCGUUGGCAGUCGAUAAUACAGCUUUAGCAUUGGACACCCACCAGAUAGCCAGCGGGUGCUUUCGGAUUUUGACCUCAAUAGCAGAGGCUUUUGUACCGUUUCAGCGAGCAAAUAAUCGGCGCCUGAUUCGCCAAUGUGUUGAUGCGCUCAACCUUUCUCUCAACCACAAUAUUUCAUGGCGCCCCUCUAUGGAUGUGUCGACUCUGCAAAGUCAGGCAUACCACGAGUGGAAGACCAAUAAAAGUCCGAUAAUGUGGCCGCAGGGUAUCCGCGGAUGCGCCAGAGCCAAACUGCUUGACGUGCUAGAUGCUAUCAACCGAUUUGAGCUUCUUCAGAUGUUGGCUUAUAUGAGCAAGUGGAACACUCAGGACCGGCACAUUCUUAUCCCAAGUUCAUCUGUUGUCGAUAUGAGGGAUCAGGUAAAGCUGCUAGCCAAUCUAAGUUGGAAUGCACCCGACGAACGCAAUCAAACCUCACUUCUUUCCGCAGUUACUUGGCCCAUGAUGGUCUUAGUUAAGCUUUCACUUGAAAAGCAGGUCACAAUCACUCAGGACGUCAUAGAAGUCGUGAUAGAAAGACACAGUGUUGAGUUCUUAUAG
Molecule: messenger RNA, 1005 nt
Organism: Xylona heveae TC161
Lineage: Eukaryota; Fungi; Ascomycota; Xylonomycetes; Xylonales; Xylonaceae
Exons: 4
Coding region: 1-1005 (334 amino acids)
Source: RefSeq, a predicted model, not a curated record